AUGCCCAGCUACCGGCGUGGUUUGGAGCUAUGCACAAAGUCGCAACUGGAUGCUACAAAUAAUGCAGAACUCGAUGGGACAAGCACUAGUGGCAAUCGCACAACUGUUGGCCUUCAAACUCCCGGCACUGAUGCUGAGUGGGCAGCAGCAACGCGUCCACAGACACAAGACUAUGUGGGGCAAACACCAGAAACUGAUGAGGAUUGGGAGCGUGAAGUACGUGAAACAGAAAUGGGCCUUCAUCAGGCGUCAGAGGAACAUGCUCCACUUGAACAAGUGGCAGAGCAAGAGACCCAAGAGGAGCGGGUAUCAAAGGAACAGGAUCCAGAGAAUCAGGCGCCACACAAAGAAUCGCCGGAGGAACAAGGAGACCGAGGGCAGACGGUUCAAGGACAGGCUGUGGCAGAAGAGGCGCCUGAAAAGGAUGAGGCUAGAGAGCAGGUAGCAGAAGAGCAACUGCCGCAAGAGCAGGAAACGCCGGGGAAUGAAAUAGAUGAGCAACAGACGAGCGUAAAAGCCACCAAACCACCUCGCACUAAGGCACCCCGAGUGGACGCACAGACGGAAACGGACCCGUGGCCUAAACGGAAAGACCCUCACGUAACUUUUACCGAAGCAAAACCCCUGUUGGCGCAAGCUGACAAAGAUCCUGAUAGUCCUAUAGAUCUUGCACCAGAAUCACUAUCUAGUACCACCGGAGAAUAUGAUCGUGAACCACCUAUCACAACCAAAACAGUAAAGGUGCUUAAGAAGAGACCGCCAAAGACACCACUUGUUGAUGACUCCGAUGAAUCGGCCAACGAGCCUUACAGCGCCUUCACCCGCUCGCAAAUGUCUCUUUUGACAUUUAAUGCCAUGGAGACGGAUAUGGCGCCCUCCGAUGUCACCGACAUGAUCAGGAACACGGAUUCGAGCAGCAUACUCUUCACAAGCAGUGAAUCCUUGAGUCUUGACUCCAACGGCAAUGGUUCAAAUGAACAUGCACAUGUUGAGUUGGCGGGCCAUAGUCUGGCCUCCGGCUUGGCCUUUGUAAAUCUACAUGGUAAUACCGCCGGAUGGAGGUUACGGCUGGGUCAUUUUAAUACUCUCGUUUCUGGCCCAACUCAUUGUUGAUGGUAUUAUCUUCUCGAUUGGUAUUUUGUUGCCUUACAUCAGGAAAGAUUUCAACGCCAGCAACUCCUCAGU
This is a messenger RNA of Scaptodrosophila lebanonensis, 1185 nucleotides long. RefSeq lists its product as uncharacterized. The record is from RefSeq and is a predicted model, not a curated record. The coding region runs from base 1 to 1113 and encodes 370 amino acids. The transcript has 4 exons. Lineage: Eukaryota; Metazoa; Arthropoda; Insecta; Diptera; Drosophilidae.